Phalaenopsis equestris is the source of this 2083-nucleotide messenger RNA. Its product is annotated as starch synthase 1, chloroplastic/amyloplastic-like. Gene Ontology annotation, molecular function: alpha-1,4-glucan glucosyltransferase (UDP-glucose donor) activity. The coding region runs from base 130 to 1992 and encodes 620 amino acids. The record is from RefSeq and is a predicted model, not a curated record. Gene Ontology annotation, cellular component: chloroplast. NCBI's taxonomy places the organism in Eukaryota, Viridiplantae, Streptophyta, Magnoliopsida, Asparagales, Orchidaceae. The transcript is spliced from 15 exons.
AUAGAUCUUCACUGAUAUAAACCCAACCAGGCAUUUCUCAGCGUAGCCCACUGUCUGUUUCUCCGUCUCCCUAACGUAUCUCUUUGUUUUUCAAGCAUUUUUACUUCGAUUCUCUCUCCUUCUAUUUAAAUGGAAGCUCUGCGUCCGUUCUACACGGCCCAGUUCUCUGUUGCGCUCUCGCUUUCUAGCCCAGCGGUGCGGCGUCGACGUACGGUGCGGGCGGCGGCCGGAUUUUCCAGCAAGAGACUCCCAUGCUUGCAGCCGAUGAAAUGUGUUUUAGAGAAGAAGAAGGAGAAGAGGCUACUCCAAGUCAAAGAAACAGAUGAACCAGGGAGCCCUGAAGUUUACAUUCCAUGUGCCACUGAAAAGGCAGGUAUUGCAACUGAAACAUUUGCUACCAUAGAACAAGAAGAACAAGAGGAUAACAACAAAGAAAAGAAGCUUCUAACUAAUGUGCAGCGCAACAUUAUUUUUGUUACUUCCGAAGCUGCUCCUUAUUCAAAAACAGGCGGCCUUGCGGAUGUGUGUGGUUCUUUACCUAUUGCUCUUGCCGCUCGUUUUCACCGUGUGAUGGUAGUGUCUCCAAGAUAUCUAAAUGGCACCUCAGAUGAAAAAUAUUCCGCUGCUUUUGAUACGGGGGUCCGAAUAAAGGUUUCUUGCUUUGGAGGACAGCCAGAGGUUGCUUUCUUUCAUGAGUACAGGGCUGGUGUUGAUUGGGUUUUUGUUGACCAUCCUUCUUAUCACAGACCUGGGAACCCAUAUAGUGAUGAAAACGGGUCUUUUGGAGAUAAUCAGUUUAGGUUCACGGUACUAUGCCAUGCCGCUUGUGAGGCUCCCUUAGUACUACCAUUAGGAGGUUAUACUUAUGGACAGAACUGCCUAUUCCUCGUUAAUGAUUGGCAUGCAGGUCUAGUUCCAAUACUUUUGGCGUCAAAGUAUCGUCCUCAUGGUGUUUAUAAAUUUGCCCGCAGCAUUCUUGUUAUACACAACUUAGCACAUCAGGGGGUGGAGCCAGCAGCUACAUACCCCAACUUGGGGUUGCCACCAGAGUGGUAUGGGGCUGUAGAAUGGGUGUUUCCCACUUGGGCUAGAACACAUGCACUUGACAAGGGUGAGACUGUAAAUAUUCUAAAGGGCGCUAUUGUUACAGCUGAUCGGAUAGUUACAGUAAGUCAGGGUUAUGCAUGGGAAAUAACAACUAGUGAAGGUGGUUGCGGCCUUGAAGGCUUGUUAAGUAACCGAAAGACUGUUCUGAAUGGAAUCACAAAUGGUGUUGAUGUUGCUGAAUGGGAUCCUGCUUUUGACAAACACAUCCCAUUUCACUAUUCUGUCGACAAUCUCUCUGGAAAAGCAAAAUGCAAGGCUGCAUUGCAGAAGGAACUAGGCUUUGCCAUUAGGCCAGAAUGCCCAUUGAUUGGCUUCAUUGGGAGAUUGGACUACCAGAAGGGCACCGAUCUAAUCAUGAUGGCCAUCCCAGAGCUCUUGCAACAUGACGUCCAAUUUGUUAUGCUUGGCUCUGGAGACCGUCGAACUGAAAACUGGAUGAGAUCAACAGAGUCCAGCUUUAAAGAAAAGUUUCGAGGAUGGGUUGGAUUUAAUGUUCCAGUUUCUCACCGAAUAACUGCUGGGUGUGAUAUGUUGCUGAUGCCUUCAAGAUUUGAACCUUGCGGACUAAAUCAGUUAUAUGCUAUGCGAUAUGGAACUGUGCCAAUCGUGCACAAGACAGGUGGCCUUAGGGAUACAGUAGAAAAUUUUGAUCCAUAUGCUGAUGAAGGAAAUGGUCGGGGCACAGGGUGGGCGUUUACACCACUAACAACCGAAAGCAUGCUAAAUGCGCUUAGGCUUGCGAUCACUACAUUUAGGCAGCACAAAGCUUCAUGGGAAGGACUGAUGAAGCGUGGGAUGUCCAGAGAUUCUACGUGGGAGAAUGCUGCGUUGAAGUACGAGCAGGUAUUCGAGUGGGCUUUUAUGGAUCCUCCAUAUGUUAAAUAAAUUCAUCCUUUGGCUUUGUUACCUUGGCAAAUUCUAUGUUGCAGAAAGAGGCUUAAACCCUCUUUCAAUAGAAGCAAGUAAUGUAACAAUC